AUGAUCGGUGCCACGAGGCGCUGGUUCCAGCGCAAUCGCAAAGGCCUUGCGAUAGGAGCCGGCGUGCUGGGAGCUGGGUACCUGGCCGGACAAUACCUGCUCUCCAAGAUUUCCGAGGCGCGCGAGCGCAUGAGCAGCGAUCGGAUUGCCAGAGAAAACCUGCGUCGCCGAUUCGAACAAAACCAGACCGAUUGUACCUAUACCGUCCUUGCCCUAUUACCGACUGCCACAGAGAAUGUUAUCGAGGCGCUUCCUGUCGAGGAGCUCACCAAAGAGCUGCAGCAGAAGCGGGCUGAGAGGCUGGCUCGUAUCAGCGCCGGGGAAGGCACGGGCUCAGACAUGAGCUCCGUCUCGCCUAGCUUACCCGAGGAUGACCGGAAGAGUUUUGCAAGCUUCCAGAGCGAAGGCUACGUGCAUGCUAGUCAAGUAGAGGCGGAGUUGGAUGGACAGCCACGGCCAAAGCGGAACAAGACGCAGCUGUGGAACGAGGUCAAGAUUACAUCGAUUACCCGGUCCUUCACCCUGAUCUACACCCUCUCGCUGCUCACCAUCUUCACCCGCAUCCAACUGAACCUCCUUGGCCGCCGCAACUACCUGUCCAGCGUCAUUUCCCUUGCCAAACCUCCCUCCGACUCGACUAUCAGCCUUGAAGACCACGAUGAUGAACUCACACAGACUCUGGGCGAUGACUUUGAAACCAACCGACGAUACCUCGCGUUCAGCUGGUGGCUACUUCACCGCGGAUGGAAGGAGCUGAUGGCUCGUGUCCAGCCCGCCGUGGAGGAGGUUUUCGGUCCUCUGAACCCGCGCGAAGAUAUUAGCCUGACCAAGCUGUCGGAGCUGACCCUUCAGAUCCGGAAGAAGGUGGAGGGUCACACGGAAGAGGAACGACGAUCUACUAAGUGGCUUUCUUGCCUGCUUCCCCCACCAGAGGAGGAAAAGACUGUAUUGCAGGAAUCCGGCGUGGAGGGCGUGGCCGACCCAUCUUCCUCGCAGACCGCAUCCAAGCUGCGCCAUCUCCUCGAUGAAACAGCCGACCUGAUCGACUCGCCAUCCUUCUCCUUCGUUCUGACCCUUCUCAACAACGAAGGCUUCUCUACCCUUGUCGACCAGAAGUGCGCCAACGAGGCCUUCAAGACAUCUGCUACUGUUCCCGAGACCGCCCCGCAAUCAUUCGACUCUAUCGCAACCGUCAUUCCGCCCUCCUCGGAGCGCAAGACAAAGCUCGCCAACCUCCUUGCUGUCAUGGCUCGCCAAGCCCACAUCAUUGGCAACGGUACCCACGCACCGAACGAGUAUCUCACUCCGAUGGAGCAGAACGUGCGCGAGCUAGAGGCUUUCUCGGCGGUGAUCUACAGCUCUAACUUCGACCUCGAGCUGCUCGGCGCUAACCGCAAAGACGUGGCUCCCGAGGCAGAGGAGCCGCCUGAGUUCGGGUCGGGAUCAUCGUCUUUCGGGGCUGUCAUGGUGGACAAGGAGCUUGAUACUGAAGUGACCGAGACUUCCCAAAGUGUCCCUGUCCUCGUCGACAAUGACGAGAAGGAAAUGAAAGAAGCAUCCACCCUCUUUGAAACUCCCACCCUAGUCCAGGAACAGACACAGGAGUCUAAGGAGAUUGCGGACUCCGCGUUUGAGCGCGCCUGGGGCAAGGCAACGGAAGAUGAGAAGCCGACAGAGACCCAGGCUGAGGACCAAUGA
Messenger RNA from Penicillium argentinense, 1698 nucleotides. Its product is annotated as peroxisomal biogenesis factor 3. Gene Ontology annotation, biological process: protein import into peroxisome membrane. NCBI's taxonomy places the organism in Eukaryota, Fungi, Ascomycota, Eurotiomycetes, Eurotiales, Aspergillaceae. The transcript is spliced from 4 exons. The record is from RefSeq and is a predicted model, not a curated record. Gene Ontology annotation, cellular component: peroxisomal membrane. Gene Ontology annotation, molecular function: protein-macromolecule adaptor activity. Bases 1 to 1698 code for a protein of 565 amino acids.